Drosophila serrata is the source of this 390-nucleotide messenger RNA. RefSeq names its product cytochrome c oxidase assembly factor 5. The record is from RefSeq and is a predicted model, not a curated record. Gene Ontology annotation, cellular component: mitochondrion. NCBI's taxonomy places the organism in Eukaryota, Metazoa, Arthropoda, Insecta, Diptera, Drosophilidae. Gene Ontology annotation, biological process: mitochondrial respiratory chain complex IV assembly.
CAGCACUGACCCGGCAGACAGUUAACAGAUGUCUUUGGUUUUGUAACUGAAUUCCGAAGUUAUUCGAAAUAAACAUUUAAAUAGCUCAAAAAACAUAAAAAUGAUGCGCUACGAGGGCAACGAAAGACUCGCGGACGAGACGGCUUGUGCGGGUGUCAGGGCUGACCUCAAGAUGUGCCUUCUGGAGAGCGAGUGUUGUCGCAUGGGGAAAACACCGCGUCAGUGCCUCCAGGACAACAACGUUCCGCCGGAGUGUCAAGUGCUACGCAAUACCUUCUACGAGUGCAAGCGCUCCUUGCUGGACAACCGGCAGCGUUUUCGCGGUCGCAAAGGCUACUGAAGUUUAAACUUAAAAUAUAUUUCUAAGCGUUUAAAAUACAAAAAAUUACA